Molecule: messenger RNA, 3955 nt
Organism: Coccomyxa subellipsoidea C-169
Lineage: Eukaryota; Viridiplantae; Chlorophyta; Trebouxiophyceae; Coccomyxaceae
Exons: 21
Coding region: 137-3412 (1091 amino acids)
Source: RefSeq, a predicted model, not a curated record
GUCUGGACAUUAAAGGCUGGAAAUUCAUUCUUCGUACGAAAGAGGUCCUGUACAGGCCAGUCCAGGACGGUGUAGAGGCCUCACGAUAAGCAGAGUGGAGGAAGAUACUGAAGAGCACUGCAGAGUAGCGGAGCCCAUGCGGCGGGCACGCUUGCCCUUGGGGCAGCGGCCAUUUUGUCUAUCUGCGGCGUCGGUUUGCGUCAUUUUGUUGCUCAGCGGCUCCUGCUCUAGGUUUACGGAAGCUUCAAAGGCCCUCAUUGACACAGGAGCUGGAAGGCAACUUUUACAGCGGACCCACCCCUAUGAAGGCCACAAAGAAACCAACUUGCAGCAGCAGGAGACCACAGCGGUCGCACAGCCUCAGGUGAGCGAGGCGACGCAGGCAAACCCCGUGGCGGCGGCCGAUCUCGGCCUGCCGGCUCCGGCCCCGGCUCCCGCGCCAGCCGCUGAGCGUGUCGUAGCACCUGAGCUGCCCGGCCUCGCAUUCCUGGGCCUGCCCCCCCUGCCCGCGCUGACUACUCAGGAGCGCUCCGUCCCCGAUGGCGGGCCCGGUGCUCUACCGCCCAUGCCCGAGGCCGGCGCGCAGGUUGCGAGCGCCCCGGACCCGAACGUGAACCGCCCGCUGACCCUCAACGACGACAACACCCCCAACGCGCUUGCGCCCGCCAUGUUUGACGCCGAAAGAACCUUCCAGGAGGUGACAACGGCGUUCGCGGCUCCCUUCAUUGCAGCCGCGUCCGCGCCGGCCCCGUCAGCGUCCCAGAUCCUGUCGGCCUUCACCCAGCUGAUCCCUGAGGCGCCAACGCCGGCGGUGUCCAUCAAGGUGGCGGACCUCCAGGGCCGACCGGCCGCCGCAUUCAAGCUGCCCACCGCUGACACCGUCUUUGCCGCGCUCGAGAAGCUCGGCCGCCGCCACCUGCUGCAGGAGGGCGCGCCAGCGCCGGCUCCCGAGGCGGCUGCCGGCGGCCUCCCUGGCCCCGGCUUCCCGGCGCUGCCGCAGCCGGCCGCGCAGGCCGCCGAUGCGUCGUCAUCGGCCGACGGCGCAUGGUACCAAACCAACGAGGGGAACCUGCCACCAGGCCAGCCGCAACCGCAGGGCCUGCCUCAGCCGCAGGGCCUGCCCCAACCGCUCCCGCAGGCGGCGCCUCUGCAGGGGCUUGCGCCCGCCGAGCAGCCUGGCCAGGCCGUUGCCACCGGCGCGCCGCUGCCGGAGGCCGUCGCCCCCGGCCCCGCCAUCGCCUUCGGCCCCAUCCCCUCGGAGGUCAAGACCUUCGCGACGAAGCUGGUGAACUUCAUCGGCGCCGAGGCGCGCAAGCAGUUGCCCAAGCAGAUCGACAUCCUUCCCGGCAUCGGCCGCAAGCUGCAGCAGGGACCUCCCGAGCUGCCCGCUGAGCUGCAGCCCGCUCUCCCCGAGAUGACCGAGCCUUUUGCUGCCAUGGCACCUUCCAUGAUGGCUGAGUCACCCAUGACUGCUGAGGCCCCCAUGACCGCCCCAGGUGGUCUCCCCCAGCCAGGCCCCAUCUUCCAGGCUCUGCCUGAGCCGCUGCCCCUCCCUCCCCUGCCCCAGCCAGAGAGGCCCGCCCAGGCAAUGAGCCCCGGCAUGGCCCCUGAGACUGCCCCUGCCGGCCUCCCCCAGCCAGGAACCAGCUUCCAGUCCAAGUCCAAGUCUUUCAAGGGAUUCAACGGGCUCCCAGGCCGCAAGUUGCAGCAGGGCCCUCCCGAGCUGCCCACUGAGCUGCAGCCCGCUGUCCCUGAGAUGAUCGAGCCCUUCGCUGCCAUGGCUCCCUCCAUGAUGGCUGAGGCCCCCAUGACCGCCCCAGGCCGCAAGCUGCAGCAGGGACCCCCCGAGCUGCCCGGUGAGCUGCAGCCCGCUGUCCCUGAGAUGAUCGAGCCCUUCGCUGCCAUGGCCCCCACCAUGAUGGCUGAGGCCCCCAUGACCGCCCCAGGUGGCCUUCCUCAGCCGGGCCCCAUCUUCCAGGCACUGCCCGAGCCGCUGCCCCUUCCCCCUCUGCCCCAGCCAGAGAGGCCUGCCGAGGCCAUGAGCCCCGGCAUGGCCCCCGAGACCGCCCCUGCCGGCCUCCCUCAGCCGGGCACCAGCUUCCAGUCCAAGUCCUUCAGGGGAUUCAACGGGCUCCCAGGCCGCAAGCUGCAGCAAGGCCCUCCCGAGCUGCCCGCUGUCCCUGAGAUGAUCGAGCCCUUCGCUGCCAUGGCACCCUCCAUGAUGGCUGAGGCCCCCAUGACCGCCCCAGGAGGCCUCCCUCAGCCGGGCCCCAUCUUCCAGGCACUGCCCGAGCCACUGCCCCUUCCCCCUCUGCCCCAGCCAGAGAGGCCCGCUGAGGCCAUGAGCCCUGGCAUGGCCCCUGAGACCGCCCCAGCUGGCCUCCCCCAGCCAGGCACCAGCUUCCAGGCACGCUUCUUUUAUUCUUUCACACACCUAGCAUCCAAGUCCUUCAGGGGCUUCAACGGGCUCCCAGGCCGCAAGCUGCAGCAGGGACCCCCCGAGCUGCCCACUGAGCUGCAGCCCGCUGUCCCUGAGAUGAUCGAGCCCUUCGCUGCCAUGGCCCCCUCCAUGAUGGCUGAGGCCCCCAUGACUGCUGAGGCCCCCAUGACCGCACCAGGUGGCCUCCCCCAGCCAGGCCCCAUCUUCCAGGCUCUGCCCGAGCCGCUGCCCCUUCCCCCUCUGCCCCAGCCAGAGAGGCCCGCCCAGGCAAUGAGCCCUGGCAUGGCCCCUGAGACUGCCCCUGCCGGCCUCCCCCAGCCAGGCACCAGCUUCCAGUCCAAGUCAAAGUCCUUCAAGGGAUUCAACGGGCUCCCAGGCCGCAAGCUGCAGCAGGGACCCCCCGAGCUGCCCGGUGAGCUGCAGCCCGCUGUCCCUGAGAUGAUCGAGCCCUUCGCUGCCAUGGCCCCCUCCAUGAUGGCUGAGGCCCCCAUGACUGCUGAGGCCCCCAUGACCGCCCCAGGUGGCCUUCCCCAGCCGGGCCCCAUCUUCCAGGCACUGCCUGAGCCGCUGCCCCUUCCCCCUCUGCCCCAGCCGCAGAGGCCCGCUGAGGCCAUGGCCCCUGGCAUGGCCCCUGAGACCGCCCCUGCCGGCCUCCCCCAGCCAGGCACUGUCCUGCAGUCCAAGCCCAUCUCCUUCCAGGGAUUCACCCAUGGCCGCAAGCUGGCAGAGGUUCCCGCGCCUGCCCCCGGCCCGACCGCCUCGCGCCGCACCGGCCAGUUGCCGAUGCCACCGCUGCCACCCCUGCCCGCCGGCGCCCCCGAGCCCGGCCCAGUCGGCGGCGCGCAGGGACCCCAGCCAGAGCCCUUCAACGCCCAGGCCCCAUCCUUUGAGGUGCCCCAGGAGCUGACCACGGGCCUCACCAACAUCUUCAAGGCCGCCGUGCCCAACUUCCUGGCGCAGCUUGCCGGCUGAGCGCUGACUCACCAGGAGACAAACAGCUGCAUCAACGCAAGCAAUGCUGAUGUGGCGGCUCAGCAUGUGUGAUGGCUGCAGUGCCAAUGAGCAAGAUUUUGCUUCAGUUGCUGCAGGCAGACAUGAGCAAGCCUGCUGACUGUGCAACAAGCCAGAACCUGCUGAACCUUGAACCUGCUGAUGACUGGGCCCCUACAAGGGCUGCAAUCGCACUCAUCAAUCUAUGGACAUGAACUUACGGGUAGUACAGAACAUGCUGAUGUGUCAGUGUAGACUUGUGUUCAGACCAUUGGAUUCAGCCUAUUGAAGGGAAACUAGAUUUUUGACACACGACAGGUCUGUGAGAGAGUGCAGCAAUCAAGAUGGCAUCACACAUUGCCGGUACGGAUCUGUUGGAUUGUCUAUCUGUUGGGGUUCACCAGAAUUGCAGGCUGACCAAUAGUUGGGAGCAGUCCCCUUGAUUUUAUUUCAUUUAUGCUUCAUUUGAUCAUUUAAUUUCAUGUGCGUGGGCUCUGGGAGCAUGUAAAGACUUCCAUGCCUUUC